Messenger RNA from Zingiber officinale, 592 nucleotides. RefSeq lists its product as uncharacterized. The transcript has a single exon. The record is from RefSeq and is a predicted model, not a curated record. Lineage: Eukaryota; Viridiplantae; Streptophyta; Magnoliopsida; Zingiberales; Zingiberaceae. Bases 104 to 355 code for a protein of 83 amino acids.
GGGAAGGUUUCACGUUCGUCUAUUUAAUACGCCUCCGCUACGGACUAGUCUCAUCGCUAGGGUUCGUCACCUCCACCGCCUCGAUUUCCAUACAGAUACGUCGAUGGAGAACACGAACCUCGUCUCCUGCGAGAGGAUCGACCGAAUGAUGAACUGGGUGGGGGCGAGCUUCUCCUCGGCGUUCUUUGCCUCCCUCGAGCACUGCUCCUGCAUCAACCUCAGCACCGACGACGACGAUGAUGAGGAAGAGGCCAAGGAUCGACCUCUGAUCAUCAUCAAGCCGGACACCCUCGAAGCCCUCUUCGGCCCCGACGCCGCUCUUCCCGUCUCCACAAACCCUACUGCCGCCGACUAGUUUCACCCUUUAUAGUUUCUGAUCCUUGUACCGACGCUUCACUAUACGGUAAUUGAAGUUAAUUUCUUAGCUAUUGCGUCGCAUGCUAUUGCCAGUUUUGAGUACAGAAACUUAUGGUUCUAUUCUGCACAAGCUCUCGUAUGUGCAUAGGUAGUCUGUAAAUACCGGUCUUGUUCCUUACUAUAGAUUACUACUGCUCUUUUAGCCAUAGAAUUAUUCUUUGCUGGCGUUCUCUUU